AUGCUUGAAAAGUUAGUCAUCCGGAAUUAUGCCAUUAUAGAUGACCUGGUGCUAUCGCCGGAUCAUCACCUCAAUACCGUAACCGGUGAAACCGGCGCCGGUAAAAGUAUUAUCCUUGGUGCCUUGUCGCUCAUCCUGGGCGAUCGGGCUGAUACCUCGGUAUUGAUCAAUAAAGAAGAAAAAUGUAUUGUUGAAGCACACUUUGACGUAUCGAAGCAUAAAAACUUCCGCCAGGUGCUGCGGGAACAUGAGCUCGAUGAGGAAACACAUUGCAUUAUCCGGCGCGAGAUCAGUGCCAGUGGUAAGAGCCGUGCCUUUAUUAAUGAUACGCCUGUAAACCUGGCCACGCUGAACAAGUUUACCGCCCUGCUCGUAGACCUGCAUCAGCAGUUUGAUCACCUGGCUUUGCAGGAUGAUCUGUUCCAGCUGAAUGUAUUGGAUGCCGUGGCCCGGAGCGGUCAGACCUUGGCUGAUUAUAGAGGAUUGUAUCAGCAAUACAGGAGCAUACAUAGCCAGCUUGCCGAAUUGUCGGCCCAGCAAAUGCAGUGGCAAAAAGAAGCGGAUUAUAAACAAUUCCUGUUGGAUGAACUCCUGACUGCAGCAUUUAAGGAAAAUGAAGUAGAGGACGCCGAUCAGCAAUUAAAAUCCCUGACCCAUUCCGAGCGUAUUAUUUCCGUGCUGCAAGGCACCAGAUUGUUCCUGGAAAACGGAGAGCAGCCGGUAGUCAACGAACUUAAAAAACUGGCGCAGCAAUUGCAGGGAUUAAGCGAACUUUUACCCGCAUCGGUUCCGGUACAGCAGCGAAUGUCGUCUGUACACGAAGAGCUGAAAGAUAUAGUAGCCGAGCUGGAAGACCUGGAAGAACGCAUCACACUCGAUCCUGCAUUGAUGCAGGAAUUACAGGAGCGGGUAGACCUGGGUUAUAAGCUAUUUAAAAAACACGGCGUGACGGAUACCCAAGGGCUCCUCGAUUUGCAGGCCCAGCUGGAAACAGAUCUGCAGGCAUCGCUGAACCUGAAUGACCGAAUCACUCAACUGGAAAAAGAGCAGGCAACGCUGCUGGCAGCAGUUCAUAAAAAAGGAACCGAGUUGUCUGAGCUGCGCCAAAAAGCAGCGCCCGGCCUGGCACAGGAUGUGACCCGUUUGCUGGCGCUGGUAGGUAUGCCCAAUGCCCGGUUUGCCCUGUGCAUCAGCAUAUACGCGGAAGAGGCUGAAGUCGGCAUUAUGACGUGGCCACAUCCAGUUAUCGGUAUCGCCGCCAAAAUUGCCAAUGCUAUUGGGGGGGAAUCCUACAAAGCGCACAUCGCGGUAGGUUUCGCUGACAAUUGCCCAAUAUUGGUUGCCCCGGAAAUAGGGCUGGAUGGUCGCAUCCAUUUUGGUAAUGUACUUAUAUCCUUUCUCAAGCGCCUUGAUCCGGGUGGCAAUCACCGAGUCGCGGGUUGCUUCUGCGAGCGUAUCUGCGAGGUUGUAAAGGAUCUUGUCCGUCACAUUUUCCAUCUUACGGAUAAAGGUUACGGUAAGGCCGGCGCAUGGCAGCUCUUCAUCCAUGUUUUUGGCCCAGAAGCCAUUCGCGAAAUAGUCGUUGGUAGUACUGCUCAGCUUUUGUGCGCUGCUGUAACCGCAGUGAUGGUUGGUGAGCAGGAGGCCUUUGGAUGA
Molecule: messenger RNA, 1656 nt
Organism: Ostertagia ostertagi
Lineage: Eukaryota; Metazoa; Nematoda; Chromadorea; Rhabditida; Trichostrongylidae
Source: the annotation of a GenBank genome assembly